AUGUCUUUAGUCACUAAACUCCACAUCGCCAUUUCCCCCAAAUUCACCAUCAACAACAACCUUCAAACUAUAAUAAAAACAACAUCCAUUCCCACUUACAACUCCAAAAUUCAAUCCAAACCAAUUUACGUUUCUCACCCCUUGCUGUUUGAACCCAAAAUGCAGGGCCAUUCACCUCGUUCUCUUCGCUCCUCGAUUAAGAGCUCGCUGAUCGACCCCGACGGUGGGGCUCUCGUCGACUUGGUUGUGCCUGAGAAUGAAAGGGCCUCGAGGGUUUUGGAGGCCGAGCCAUUGCCGAAGGUUAAAUUGACCCGAAUUGAUCUCGAAUGGGUUCAUGUCAUUAGUGAAGGAUGGGCUAGCCCGUUGAGAGGGUUCAUGAGAGAAGAGGAGUAUUUGCAGAGUUUGCAUUUCAAUUGCCUCAAAAUUAAAGAUGGGUCUCUUGUAAACAUGUCGCUUCCUAUUGUUCUUGCCAUUGCCGACGAUGUUAAGGACCAAAUUGGGUCCUCAUCCAAUGUGGGGUUGCUCGGUCCCACUGGAGACUUGGUUGGUAUUCUUCGCAGCAUUGAGAUAUUCAAGCAUAAUAAGGAAGAGAGAAUGGCUAGAACCUGGGGCACAACUGUACCGGGGUUGCCAUAUGUUGACGAGGUUAUUACAAAUGCUGGAAACUGGCUUAUUGGUGGAGAUCUUGAAGUAAUAAACCCCAUCAAAUACAACGAUGGACUUGAUCAUUAUAGGCUGUCUCCAAAACAACUUCGGCAAGAGUUUGAUAGGCGUCAGGCUGAUGCUGUUUUUGCCUUUCAAUUGAGAAACCCUGUACAUAAUGGCCAUGCUUUGUUAAUGAACGAUACACGAAAGCGACUUCUCGACAUGGGUUACAAGAAUCCAAUUCUGUUGCUUCAUCCUUUGGGAGGUUUCACAAAAGCAGAUGAUGUGCCAUUGGACGUUCGAAUGGAGCAACAUAGCAAGGUUUUAGAAGAUGGAGUCCUUGACCCUGAAACGACCAUCGUCUCCAUUUUUCCAUCACCAAUGCAUUACGCUGGUCCAACCGAAGUGCAAUGGCAUGCUAAAGCAAGGAUCAAUGCAGGUGCAAAUUUCUACAUUGUUGGUCGAGACCCUGCUGGAAUGGGUCACCCAAAAGAGAAGAGAGAUUUAUAUGAUCCAGACCAUGGCAAGAAGGUCUUAAGUAUGGCCCCUGGCCUUGAGAAGCUAAACAUAUUGCCCUUCAAGGUAGCAGCAUACGAUACCGUGGCGAAGAAGAUGGCGUUCUUCGACCCUUCCCGAGCAAAAGAUUUCCUCUUCAUCUCUGGAACAAAGAUGCGGACUUAUGCAAGGACCGGUGAGAACCCUCCCGACGGUUUCAUGUGCCCCGGCGGAUGGAAGGUGUUGGUCAAUUAUUACGAGAGCUUGCAGGCAGAGGACGCAUCGCCGCAGCAGCCUGCAUUGUCAGUUUAGGAGGAGGAUAGUUUGAGUUCAUUUGUAAAUCUAUGCGGGUUGAUUGAGGAAGCUGCCGAGGAUUGAUUAGAACACAAUGCAACUUCUAUUGUGUAUGAUCUAUGUAUUCUCGGUUUUUAUGGUUUUUAGAUUCUGUUUUUGUUCAAAUGUCUUUUAGAUAUGCUUGUAAAAGUGAAUUAUUCGUCGCAUAUUUUACUUGUGAAAUGAUAUUGAUGUAUUUUGGAUCAUUUAUUUAUUUAUAUAUGUAGUUGACAGAUAUGGUAGAAAC
This is a messenger RNA of Benincasa hispida (wax gourd), 1720 nucleotides long. RefSeq names its product Pseudouridine synthase/archaeosine transglycosylase-like family protein (gene APS2). Lineage: Eukaryota; Viridiplantae; Streptophyta; Magnoliopsida; Cucurbitales; Cucurbitaceae. Gene Ontology annotation, biological process: sulfate assimilation. The record is from RefSeq and is a predicted model, not a curated record. Gene Ontology annotation, molecular function: sulfate adenylyltransferase (ATP) activity; adenylylsulfate kinase activity.